Molecule: messenger RNA, 774 nt
Organism: Suillus subalutaceus
Lineage: Eukaryota; Fungi; Basidiomycota; Agaricomycetes; Boletales; Suillaceae
Exons: 6
Coding region: 1-774 (257 amino acids)
Biological process (GO): protein import into nucleus; regulation of DNA-templated transcription; post-transcriptional tethering of RNA polymerase II gene DNA at nuclear periphery
Cellular component (GO): nuclear pore; nuclear pore outer ring
Molecular function (GO): structural constituent of nuclear pore
Source: RefSeq, a predicted model, not a curated record
AUGCCCUCACCACCAUCUCACGAGGAAGAUGCAGCUGAGGAAGAAGAGUGGGAGAGGGAAGCGACAUCUACGUUGGAAACACUAGGUAGCGUUCACGUGGAGGACGGUCCCACCGCAGACCAUGCAUUCCAUCUGGACUUAAGGAUGGAAACUUCGAUCCCGAAUCAUCAGAUUGAGCUGAACAACGCGAGUUUGAAAUUCUCUAACGAAGCAGCAGGGUACCGUAUGAUAACGCAUUUCUUCGCCCACCUCUGCCUCUAUUUACGGAUGAUCGAUAUUCCAGUUCUGCCAUUCGCGUUCCAAGUCAUUCUCGAGGCUUACCUACAAGUGUUGGUGGCUGCAGACCAAAAAAAGUUGAUCGCCAUAUAUGCUGGUGCGGAAGAAGACAAUGCAGUGGAGCGACAUACGAUGUUCUUGACUUCGCUCGAACUGACUCCGGACAUCGACGAACGUCGAUUAGCAUUGACUCGUGCACGAGAACAUGGUCUAAGCGUUCACAGGGUGGAAGUUGUCACUGCUGAGCGAAGAAUCGAUAGAGCAUUCGAGGGCCUGCUCCCUUCGGUCAUUGCACUACAGGCCACUCCUUCUGAUAUCGAGCUCCUGCUACUUCGUUCCAUAGAGUGGACGACGUUCGAGGAUGGGACGUACGAUACUGCGCUGGAACAAGCCACCGUCAUUUUGCGGGCCGGGAGGGUUUCGCUUGCAAAGAACCUCGUGGAGAUGCUUCCGCGUGAACUCGCCUCCAUCGACCAACCUGAGGAACGAGCCACAUAA